Molecule: messenger RNA, 438 nt
Organism: Coniophora puteana RWD-64-598 SS2
Lineage: Eukaryota; Fungi; Basidiomycota; Agaricomycetes; Boletales; Coniophoraceae
Exons: 5
Coding region: 1-438 (145 amino acids)
Biological process (GO): cellular response to oxidative stress
Cellular component (GO): cytoplasm
Molecular function (GO): glutathione disulfide oxidoreductase activity
Source: RefSeq, a predicted model, not a curated record
AUGCUCUCCUCGAUAUAUCGAGCCAUCGCUGGUCGCUUCCCAGCUUACUCCUCUACCGCCAGCAUGUCCACCUCCGCCGCUAAGCAGACCGACUAUAAGUCUUUCGUCAAUGGCGAAAUCAACGCCCACACGAUUACCAUGUUCUUCUGGGCGACUUGUCCUUACUGCCGUGAGGCUCGCUCCAUUCUCGACAAGGACUAUGCUUCCGUCGACACGAACUACGUCGAACUUAACCGCUCGAACUCCACCGACGAGCAGAUCCGGGAGUACCUCCAGCAGAAGUGGAAGCCGGAUGCGUACGAGUACAAGCCCACCCACUCGCUCCCCUGCAUCUUCGUCAACGGUCACUACCUUGGAGGCUGCUCCGACCUCAAGACCGCCGUCAGCAAGAACGGGUUCCAGAAGCUCAUUGACAGUCCCAAGGAGACCGUCGCCUGA